Molecule: messenger RNA, 2379 nt
Organism: Protopolystoma xenopodis
Lineage: Eukaryota; Metazoa; Platyhelminthes; Monogenea; Polystomatidea; Polystomatidae
Source: the annotation of a GenBank genome assembly
AUGAUGUUUACUGAACCAAAACCAGUAGAACCAUCUACACCUUCUAUAUUUGGUAGAGUCUCUGAUGAUUCCAUCACAACUCCCUUUACCCCAUCUACCUUGUCCAUUUCAACUCUCGAUUUGUCUAAAACUCUCUCCACUGUGGAAGUCACUUCCAAAGUUAUUCCCAGCGUUUACUCUUCUACGACAACUUUAUAUCCAAAUAUCCCCACAAAUACAUUGUUCACCCAACCAGAACAAGCGGAACCACUUACACCUCUAUCAGUCAGUUCCUCUGAUCUUCUUAUCACAACUUCCUCCACUUCACCUCUCGAUUCGUCCCAAAGUCCUUCCACACUCGGACCCACUUCUACGAAAACUUUGGAAUUAACUAUCCCCAUCACGACAACGAGCACUCAAUCAGACCCAGUUGAGACACUUACAUCUUCUGUAUCGGUUGGCGUCUACGAUAGCCCCGGUACAACACCGUCCAUCCUCUCUCCUCUCUAUGUGUCAUCUUCCGAAUCUUCCACCACUCUUUCUUCCGAAUCAAUUAUAACUUUGGAGCUAGAUUUCUCGACAAUGUCAUCUUCGCUUGUGACAUUGCCAUCUGGCCCCAUUGUUUCGCAUCCAGUCACAGCACAAAGUACCAUCCGUCUGAUUCCAGCCAGUACUCCCACCACAGCCCCUCACACUUCUCCAGUCGAUGUACCUAGUUCUGAGGCUAUCACAGGUUUAGGAUUCACUGAUCUUACGGCGGCGGAGGAGGAGAGAAUUGAGGCUACAACGAAAUACGAGCCUGUUGCGAUAACGACGUCUACACAACCCGUUCCCAAAACACCACUCGUCGAAGCAACAACCCCAAUACUGGAACUACCUUCUUCUGAACUAAAAGGGACCAGCGAACCCACCGCUACAGCAACAACUCCUUCCAGCCAAAUCGACUCCUCAUCCUCGAUUGCACCCUUCAAGAGCUCCUCCGUUGACCUGUCGGCCACCCUGCCCGGGACAGCUCACACAACCCUCAAACCGUUCACACAAUCGCCCACUCCAACCUCGACUGGCGGUCUCUUGUGGCCGCAUUCCGUAGCAUCCAGCACCGACUCCUCUCCGCCAUCACCCAGCCCUAGAGGGGAACCUUCCGCACCGGUGUCCACCAAGCCCACAAUGCCUCCGGACGGUACCGAAUGAGCCUCUUCUCCAGCGACGCCCAGUCCGAGUCCUGCCAGCGGCAGAGUCGACUUUGACCUGCCCAAACUGUCGCCGUUUACGCUGGCGCCUCCACGCAUCUGGUCGCCGACGGAGCCCGACGACAAAGCGUCGCCGUUCGUGACCGAAUCGGGCGCGAGGCGAGACAAGCCGGGCCCACGUGUUCCCGCUCUGCCGCACAAGACGUCCACGGACCGGCUGGUCCCGGGCUCGCUGGUCCCUCGUGGGCCAUUCGAGCGCCAGUCGACGUCCGUCGACCACGAGGCCGAGGGACUGUUGCUGUCGGCCAACUUCUCCUUCAACCUCGGCCUCACCAUCGGCCUCAUCCUCCUCUCCAUCCUCAUCCUCCUCAUCGUGCUCGGUUUCAUUUUGCUCGCCGCCUGGUCGCACAGCCAGCGACGCAACGGCUACCACCAACGCGGCGGUGUCGUCUUCCCGCCUCUGGCCAGAGUCCCCGGCGUCUCGGCCGCCCCGACCGACUCGGCAGCCCCCGGACGCCAGGUCCGUCGCAGGCCGGCCGGUGGAGCGGCCGAUUUGGAGGCGGCCAGACAGGACCGUCCGAGGCCGAUGAGCCCCGGUAGAAUUGGUGUCUUCAGCACGACCACGGCGCCAACUGGCCGCUUGGCACCGCUGCUACAUCGUCGUCGACUUCCCGGACAAACGCAGACGUCGACGUUGACGUCGACGUCGGCUCCGACGCCCAAGCUGACGCAGACGCAGGCGAUGCGUCAUGCUCGCCGUCACGAUUCCGAGUCCCAGUUGCCCCGGGCAACCAGGAUUCACAACCUCAGCGAGGACGAGUACGACUCGACGGACGCUUUGGUGGCCGACGUCUCGACGGGUCGUGGUGCCAGGCGUCCGGUUCUCGGGCCUUCUGGACUUCCUGGAAGCGGGUUGCCUGCCCAAAAGUGGCAGCGCAACCAAGCCAGGCUGGCCGAACUCUCGGCCGGUUGGCGGCACGACGACCAACCCGAGGCAUCGGAGACGGCGACUGCAACGGCGACGGCAACGGCGACGGCGACGGCGGGAGUGGAGAGGCGCAAAAUCGGGCCGUAUCGGAAAGUUUCGCCGAGCAGUUGUGUCCAAUCGGCAUCGGCCGUUGGCCAACUCAGCCUCGACGUGGAGUCAAAGCGACAGUCGCGAUGUUCCCGAACCGGACGACCGAGCGAAUGGAAAUUCAUCGACGAAUAG